GGGUCUUGCUUCUUCAACUCGGUUCCGCAAGAGCUAUGACAGGGACGAUCGGUUUGACGGGGCAGGAAAGACGACGUCCAAUGCUAUUCAGCAUCUGUCCCACCGCAGAUUUUGUUUUCCUCAGCCGUUGGUGGCGCCUUAGAGCCUAGAUCUGAGCUUCUCUGUCCUCUUGGAGCCAAGAACAGAGCGAAUCAUUCUAUCUACAGCGAAAUUCAUCCCUAGCUCGUCACCCGACAAACAAACCACCCUAUACCUACGAUCCUGGGGCGCAAACAUAAUGGAGGCUCCAACACAACCACCAGCCAGUGAUGGAGCUGGAGUAGCGAUUGGGGGAAACCAAGUGGACAUUCACAAGCCAUUUACCAAGGCGGAGCGCAUUCAACAGCUGGGCGAAAUUGACAAGGACAUCGCAUCCCUCCUUGUGCACGCCAGCGAAGCAAUGAAAGCCGUCGCCAAAAUCCCCGCGGCGCAACAACCCCCCCCGGGCGCCGCCAACAACAACGAUGACGACGACGGAGCCGCCGACGCCGUCGCCAAUUUCACGGCCGCGCAGACCGAAUUCAUCGACAAGCUCGACCGGAUCGACAAGCUUCUUAAGCGGCAGAUCUACGCGCUCGAGGAGGCGGGCAUCAUCACGCUCCGGACGUCGGCCGAGCCGGCCAUAAUCGAGACCGCGGGCGCGGGCGCCGAGGGGCGUGUUAAGAUCAUCCCCUCGCGCCUCGAGCCCGACGGCAUGGGCAAGUGGGGCAAGUUCGACGUCGGGUUCCUCAACAUGUCUGGCAACACGGUCGAGCGCGACAUGGAAGGCGAGCUGUGGUCCAAGGCCAAGGAGCACCUGGCGGCGGCUGUGGCCGAGAAGACUGCGGACCGCAUGCAAGAGUAACGUUUAAGGACAUGACAGGAGAUCGCAAAAUUACUAGAAGGUAGGUAAGGAAGGUUUUACUACUAAAAGAAAAUGGGGGUUUUUUCGGUGUUACGUUGGGAACGAAACGUAUUGGCUAGGGGCGUUUGUUAGGGUAAUUGGCUUUAUUUGCUGGGAAAAGGUGAAGGUUUGCAUAAAUACCACAGGGGUCUCGCAAACACGAGUAUCGGGUGCCGAUUUGAGGGGCCUGAGAAGGUUGAAAGCCUGUAUGAUAUUGUUAUAUCUUCUCAUCCAUUAGGCCUCGCUAAGCGUGCACGGAGCUGGGUCACGAUUUCUGGCAGAAGCAGCAAAAGAAUAUCAGUGUAUUCUUGUUAAUAGCAGGUAAAAAAAAAGCGAAGAGCGAUAAUGCAUCUAAAUCUGUCCA
This is a messenger RNA of Lasiosphaeria miniovina, 1286 nucleotides long. Its product is annotated as mediator complex protein-domain-containing protein. Gene Ontology annotation, biological process: regulation of transcription by RNA polymerase II. Lineage: Eukaryota; Fungi; Ascomycota; Sordariomycetes; Sordariales; Lasiosphaeriaceae. Gene Ontology annotation, molecular function: transcription coregulator activity. The coding region runs from base 278 to 883 and encodes 201 amino acids. The record is from RefSeq and is a predicted model, not a curated record. Gene Ontology annotation, cellular component: mediator complex. The transcript has 2 exons.